UAUGGAGCUGUGUACAGAGCGAGAUUAAAUGAGCUACCGUGUGCGGCUAAAAUCCUCCACCCUAUUCUUUUGGAAACCAAUGAUCCAAGCGGACAAAAAAUCGUGGAGAGAUUCUAUCAAGAAUGUGAGCUCAUGAGAAACAUAACACACCCCAACAUAGUCCAGUAUCUAGAUGUCACCAUGGACCCCGACUCAGGCCUACCCGUCUUGUUAAUGGAGCUACUCGAUGAAAGCCUCACUAACUAUUUCGACAGAGUCCAGAGGCCCCCUCCUUACCACACCCAGGUGAACUUGAGUCACGAUAUAGCACUGGCCAUUGCACACCUUCACUCCAAAGGCAUUGUCCACAGAGACCUCUCCAGCAACAACGUGCUGCUCAUUGCAGGCUCUAAGGCAAAGGUGUCCGACUUUGGAAUGUCCAAACUACUCAAUGUUAGUGGAAAUUUUUCUCGCCACUCUCUCACACAAUUACCUGGCACACAAGCCUUCAUGCCACCCGAAGCUUUCUUUGAGCCUCCUAAUUACUCGAGCAUGAUUGACUGUUUCUCCGUUGGCCCUCUGAUCAUCCAGCUGAUAACAGCGAAGUUUCCUGACCCAGGACCACGCUUCACCAUGGUAGCCGACGAGCGCUCACCCGUAGGAACCACUCAAAUGCCCGUCUUGGAGGAAAACCGUCGAAUGAAUCACAUAGCCCUGAUCGAUCCGUCCCAUCCUCUCCUGCCAAUAGCCAGACAAUGCCUCGAGUACAGACCAGAUGUGAGGCUAACAGCUCAGCAGCUGUGUCGUCGGGUGGCUCAACUCAAAGAGCAACAGGUGUACAUUGAGAGCAAAGGGCUUUCCGAUGCUUUGCCUGUUAGAGAAAUUCAUGAUUUACGUGUACAAAUUCAAUCAUACGAAGAAACCAUUCAAUCUAAAAAUGAGGAAGUUGAUAGGUUGUGUGUAUCACUUAAAGACAGGGAAGAAGAUAGCUCAAAGCAAGUACAAGAAAUUGAGAAUUUAAAAAUUCAGCUUCAGAAUAGAGAUGAUGUAAUUCGAGCUAAAAAUGAAGUUAUUCAAAUCAAAGAAAGUGUUUAUCGGGAAAAAGUGGCAGAGAUAGGUAAAUUAAACCAGCAGCUUCAAGGCCUACAAGCUUUAGAGUUGGAACGAGUAGAGUCUAAUGAAAUUGCUGCUUCACCUGUGACAGAAUUGAAAAACAAGGAGAGUCUAAAAUGUAGAUUAGGAAAAAUCAAAUGGAAGAGAUCGAGCGCUCCCUAUCGAAUUUGUCGCGGUGACUUUGUAGUCAAUGGUGAUGUGGCAUAUUUCAGAGGUUUCAAAGAUUCUACAAUUUGCAAGUAUGAUUCUGUUGAUUCGUCGUGGUGUAUACUGUCUAGUUGCCUUCACUACGGUUCAUCUUUAGCGGUAUUGGAUGGCCUGCUCACAACUAUUGGAGGGUAUUCGACAUUCUGUGGUACGAUAGAGCCUUUUAGCGAUCUGUAUAGUUUUGUCGAUGAUCGUGGUGCCGUUAAGUUUCCUUCAAUGCCAACAAAGCGAUACAAUACUUCUGCCGUUUGCUACGACGAUCUUCUUAUUGUUGUAGGAGGAGAGAUUUAUAAAGAUCAAUUUGUACCAAUUGUCGAAGUUCUGCAAUUAUCCACCCGACAAUGGCAUACAGCCACAGACCUGCCUCUAUUGGGUAAACGUGUUUCAGCAGUCAUUUCGAAUAACCAUCUUUAUGUUCAAAGCUACAGCGAAACUAAAUCUCAGUGUAGAGACAAUGUUUUAACUUGUUCCUUUUCCUCGCUUUUAUCUUCGCUCACACCGGUCUCAUUUAGCACUAAGCUCAAGUCUUUCUUUUCAUCGAAACCAGUUAGCAAAAUCUCGUGGAAAAGUAUUGCUCCUUUACCUGUACGACGAUCCACUUUAGUGAACUUUCGAGGUUAUCUUCUUGCUGUCGGUGGUCUUGAUGAUGAUGCCCUUAGUGACUGUGUGUUAAUGUACAGUACAGUUGAAGACACCUGGACAGAAGUGUGUAGAAUGUCUCAAGCAUGUUGUGAUUGUUUAGCUGUAGCGUUUAGUGACCGUCAGCUGGCAAUAGUAGGUUGUUGUAAUGAGGAUUUUAAUGCAACUAGCACUGUUCAACUACUUGAUUGCUUUUUGUAAAAUUUGAAGUGUUCCAUCUUUUAUAAUUUGUAUAUAU
This is a messenger RNA of Halichondria panicea, 2176 nucleotides long. Its product is annotated as cyclin-dependent kinase-like 2. NCBI's taxonomy places the organism in Eukaryota, Metazoa, Porifera, Demospongiae, Suberitida, Halichondriidae. The record is from RefSeq and is a predicted model, not a curated record. Gene Ontology annotation, molecular function: ATP binding; protein kinase activity; protein binding. Gene Ontology annotation, biological process: protein phosphorylation.